AUGGGCCGGGGGUCCCGGGACAAUCGGGGGUCGCCGGUGGUGGUGGCGCUGCUGCUGCUGUGGCCCAGCCCUGGACGCGGUGCCCUCUCAGGAGAUGCCCCCGGAGAGACAGCCACCCCUUAUUGGGCUCUGGAUGGACAAUCCUGGCGCAAGGCCAUCCUGGAAGAGUCGGAAUCCCCCUGGCAUGAGGGCAUGGAGCCAUCUCUCCAAGUGAAGGACGUGGUCUCAGAUCUGGACACCAGGCUUGUGACCCUGGAGGCCGAAGGCCAGAAGCUCCUGCUUGAGCUGGAGAAGAACCAUAAGCUGCUGGCCGGUGGAUACACAGAAACUCACUACAGCCAGGACGGACAGCCAGUUGUCCUGGUUCCCAGACACACGGCUCACUGCCACUACCACGGCCAUGUGAGGGGCUACCCUGACUCCUGGGUGGUCCUCAGCACCUGCUUCGGCAUGAGUGGCCUGAUCGUCCUUGGCACCAAUACCAGCUAUUAUCUUCGUUCCUGGCCAUCUGAGGUCUCCACAUCCCCCUGGAUCCACAAGAUCGCCCCUGCACAGCAACCGCUCCGCUGGGAAGGGGCCUGUGCGCAUCGGGAUACCAGUGACAAGAGCGACCCUGCUGGCCUUGCUCGCGUCUCCCCGAGCAGGGGCAGGCGAGAGGCCCGCGGGAGUCCGAGGUAUCUGGAGUUGUACCUGGUGGCUGACCACGCCCUGUUCUUGGCGGAGCACGGGAAGUUGAACCACACCAAGCAGCGUCUCCUCGAGGUCGCCCACUACGUUGAUCAGUUCCUCAGGACUCUGGACAUUCAAGUGGCACUUACGGGACUGGAAGUGUGGACGAAGAGGGACCUGAGCCUCGUCACGCAGGACGCCAACGCCACGCUCUGGGCCUUCCUGCGGUGGCGCCGGGGCCUGUGGGCGCAGCGGCCUCACGACUCCACGCAGCUGCUUACGGCCCGCACCUUCCAGGGCGCCACCGUGGGCCUGGCGCCAGUCGCGGGCAUGUGUAGCAAGGAGAGCUCGGGAGGCGUGAGCACGGACCACGCAGAGCUCCCCAUCGGCGCUGCAGCCACCAUGGCCCACGAGAUAGGCCACAGUCUCGGUCUCAGCCACGACCCCGAAGGCUGCUGCGUGGAGGCCCCUGCAGAGCAGGGCGGCUGCGUCAUGGCCGCGGUCAUGGGGCGCCCCUUUCCGCGCGUGUUCAGCGCAUGUAGCCGCCGCCAGCUUCGCGCCUUCUUCCGCAAGGGGGGCGGCUCGUGUCUCUCCAACGCCCCCGACCCCCAGCUCCGGGUGCCGCGCAAGCCUUCUCGCUGCGGAAACGGGUUGGUGGAGGCAGGAGAAGAGUGCGACUGUGGCGCCCUCCAGGACUGCCCGGAUUCCUGCUGCAUCGCCCGCAACUGCUCGCUGCGCGCUGGGGCCCAGUGCGCCCACGGGGCCUGCUGCACGCACUGCCUGCUGAAGCCGGCUGGCGCACCGUGCCGCCCGGCCACGGGAGACUGUGACCUGCCGGAGUUCUGCACCGGCUUCUCCCCACACUGUCCCCCGGAUGUUUACCUACUGGAUGGCUCGCCCUGCGCCGGGGGUCUUGGUUACUGCUGGGACGGCGGGUGUCCCACGCUUGAACAGCAGUGCCAGAGGCUCUGGGGCCCCAGCUCUCACCCAGCCCCAGAGGCCUGUUUCCAAAUUGUGAAUUCCGCGGGAGACGCCCACGGAAAUUGUGGGCAGGACAGCCAAGGCCACUUCGUGCCCUGCGCCCCCAGGGAUGCGCAAUGUGGAAAGCUGCAGUGUUGGGCCAGAGAGCAGAGCUCGCGGAUGCCACAUGCCAUCCCCAUGGACGCCGCCAUCAGCUUAGACAGUCUCGAGGUGACCUGCAGGGAGGCUUUGGAGCCUCCUGGGACCCCGCUGGACCUGCCCAAUUUGGGCCUGGUAGAGAUGGGCACUUGGUGUGGACCUGGAAUGGUGUGCCAAGACAGGCGCUGUCAGAACUCCACCUUCCAGAAGCUGGAGCGCUGUCAGGCGUCGUGCCAUGCUCACGGGGUCUGCAACAGCAACUACAACUGUCACUGCGCACCGGGCUGGGCGCCGCCCUCCUGCAGUGAGCCGGGGCUGGGGGGCAGCGUGGACAGUGGCCCUCUGCAGCCCGAAGGCCGUGAUGCCUUCGUGCUGGCCUUGGGCCUCAGCUUCCUGCUGCCUCUGCUCCCUGGGUUCGGCCUGGCCUGGUGUUGCUUCAGGUACCCAGGGUCCUGUCUCCGCCAGCACGUCUGCGCCUCAAGGACGGGCCCUACUUGCAGUAGGUCCAAAGCUGACACACACCGUGACAUUCGCCCUGUAGAGCUGGGCCCCAUGGCCACUGGAGUGCCUUCGGCCCUUGACCAUGAGGAUUCUGCCUCAGUCCAGCAGCCACCCUGA
Messenger RNA from Elephantulus edwardii (Cape elephant shrew), 2406 nucleotides. It is a transcript of the gene ADAM33, whose product is annotated as ADAM metallopeptidase domain 33. Bases 1 to 2406 code for a protein of 801 amino acids. Gene Ontology annotation, molecular function: metalloendopeptidase activity. Lineage: Eukaryota; Metazoa; Chordata; Mammalia; Macroscelidea; Macroscelididae. Gene Ontology annotation, biological process: proteolysis. The transcript has 23 exons. The record is from RefSeq and is a predicted model, not a curated record.